AAUAUGUUCGAUUUCGUUCUGGUUUUACCGGUAAAACGGACGAUCGAGCAGAGACAAGCCUGAACUUCGAAGCCAUUGAAUUCUCUCUUCCUCUUCGUCUCUCUCUCUCUCUCUGGGGCCCUAAGGUUUCGAAACCCUAGGGAUAGCUAGGGGGAUGGAGGGAGACGGCAAAAUGGAGGACCCUCGGAGGACUCCCCAGAAGCCUCCGGCAUUGAAGAAGGCGAUUGUCAAGGCGCUUCGUAAGAGCGCCUUGAAGGGCCUUUUCAAGCCCAAGCCUCGCUUGCCGGCCGAUGUGGUCCGCCAAGCCGGCUCCCUCCUCUUGUGCAUAGAUUCCGACCGCGACCAGGUCGGCGCCAAGCAUGCCGAGCAGAUGGCAGAAACAAAUAAACUUAUUUGGGAGAUGAAGUCAAUUCUUUAUGGCAGUGAUGAAUCUGAGCCUGCUGCAGAAGCUUGUGCACAGUUAACCCAAGAAUUCUUUAGAGAGGACACAUUCCGGCUCCUCAUUGUUUGCCUUCCCAAAUUGGAUUUGGAGGCCCGCAAGGAUGCCACUCAAAUUGUUGCAAAUCUGCAACGGCAACAAGUUCAGUCACGUUUGAUUGCUUGUCGUUACUUGGAAGCCAAUCUAGAUCUCAUGGAUCAUUUGGUAUCUGGGUACAAUGAUCCAUCUGUAGCUUUACAUUACGGUGGAAUGUUGAGGGAGUGUAUACGGCAUCAAAGUAUUGCAAGAUAUAUUUUAGAAUCAGAGUACAUGAAGAACUUUUUUGAUUAUAUACAGCUUCCAAAUUUUGAUGUUGCCGCAGAUGCUGCAGCAACCUUUAAGGAGCUUCUGACCAGGCACAAGUCAACUGUUACUGAAUUUUUCUCUGGAAAUUACAAUUGGUUUUUUGCUGAGUUCAACUCAAAGCUAUUGGAAUCCACCAACUACAUCACCAGAAGACAAGCUAUCAGGCUAUUGGGAGAUAUAUUACUUGAGCGUUCAAAUACUCCUGUUAUGGUGCGCUAUGUCAGUUCAAUGGAUAACUUGAGGAUUUUAAUGAAUCUUUUCAGGGAGUCGAGCAAAAACAUCCAGCUAGAUGCAUUUCAUGUGUUCAAGCUAUUUGCUGCAAACAAAAACAAGCCUCCUGAGAUUGUCAACAUACUUGUGGCCAACAGAAACAAGCUUCUCCGCUUCCUUAGUGCUUUCAAACUUGAUAAAGAGGAUGAACAGUUUGAAGCAGACAAAGCUGAGGUUAUAAGAGAGAUUGCUGAAUUGGAACUCAUAGAUGCAGCCCAUUGAAGCAACCACUCUAUAAUGAGUUGUGAUGUGUCACAGUAAUUUUUAAAUGAGUUGCGAUAUGUCACAGUGAUUGUAUUUUUACUGUAUCCCCCAAACAGAUACCCAUUUCCCAUUCUCCUCCCUUGAAUUAGGCUCAGUAAGAACACUCACUGAGAGCUCUGUUGACUUGGCCAAAGAAUAUAACUUCAUUGUUAAAACGAAAAUUAAGGUUUUUUAAAUCGAAAGGUAAGGAUCAGCUGUUUUAGAAGA
Diospyros lotus (date-plum) is the source of this 1525-nucleotide messenger RNA. Its product is annotated as putative MO25-like protein At5g47540. Gene Ontology annotation, molecular function: protein serine/threonine kinase activator activity. The transcript has 11 exons. Gene Ontology annotation, biological process: intracellular signal transduction. NCBI's taxonomy places the organism in Eukaryota, Viridiplantae, Streptophyta, Magnoliopsida, Ericales, Ebenaceae. Bases 155 to 1276 code for a protein of 373 amino acids. The record is from RefSeq and is a predicted model, not a curated record.